AUGGGGUCAAAAAUAAUUGCAUUGAUUGUAUGUUUACCAUUAUUACUAUUAUUUAUUGCAUUGGGAUUUGCAAUUUUCUAUUGUCUACGUUCAAGAAAACGUGUUAGACAACGUACUACAUCAACUCCAGUGCGAAAUCAUUUACCUAGAUCACAGCCAACUCCAACCUCAAAUUUUACUAAUAUUCCUGCACAAGCCCCAUACCCGACGGGUUCAUCACAAGUUCCAUAUCCAAUGAGUUCAUCACAAGAUGGAAUGCCAACAGGAGCAGCAGUGAUAUCGUCGGCGCCUAACUUUGAUCAACCGCCACCAUACCCUGCGUUAUCUGAACUACCACCUCCCCCACCACCAUAUUAUUCUAAAAUAGACAAUUCCUAAAUAAAGAAAAAAGUAUGUAGUUUACUGAUAAUAUAUGUUAGGCUUACUGUAUUCGAGUUGAUAGCAUAUUGUCUGUUUAGUAUUUAAACAAAAAUUUCACAUUAUGUAUAUAUGGCGUAUUAUGCAAUGAACUAAGAAUUAUUAUUGAUUCGUCAUGAUCUCACUAAUGUGUAGCGUAACAAGUGAUUUUUUUCUCAUUAGCAUUUUUUAGUUAGUCUUUUUUCUACGGGAUAGGGUUGCUAACUCCAUGUCCAACACUUUUCCUUUAUUCGGGCUGGAGAGUGGCAGGAACCUCAAUAAGGCUCCAAGCGCGAAUCACCAGACUGCAUCACGAAGCAAGUCCUUAGAGUGGAAUCCUUAGGGUAAUAGGAAAAAAAGGAAAACCAAGGACAUAUUUCUCAGAUAAUUGGAAGCAGACAUCAAAAGGAUGAGUAACACUUGAUAAAAACUAGGAAGGAGAUUCCAGAACAGUGCAGGUUUGAGAUUCCUGGUCGAUGGCCUAUGCUCCACCAGGGGUAAAAGGCUUAUGUAAGUAAGUAAUGAUCAAGAUUGAGAUCACUUAUUUCUUGAACAUAUGGAAAACAAUCUGUGAUGCUCAAAUCACGUAAGUGUUCAUGAUUCAUACAACUAAUACAUCAGCCUUGAUUGAGAUCAUGAACAGAUCAGUGUUAGAUCACUAUGCGAAACCUGAAAACACUGGACGACUGUUUCAACUUAGCAUAGGACUCCUCAGCAUUACGCUUCCACAAUCCCGCACAUGGGACUCGAAUAUAGGACCUUCGGUACCACGCACAAAUGCUCAACCUGUAGACCGCUGAGCCGGCAUUCAACAUUGCUAAUGUCUAACUUCAACCAAUUCACUGUAUUGCGCCACCAUUCUCCAUUGUUUUCAGUGUGUAACUAUCUCACAGCAGACACAGUUGAAAUCCGUUGGUCAUGGCUUUUCACUAGGACGCCAGGAAUUUUCUCUUGAGGCUAGUAACACAUAAGUGUUAAUUUGCAGUAAAAUAUCAAAUGAUCUAGCUUAAAUAACCAUAUUUACACUGAGGUUGGCACAAAAAAGUGGAUGACACCAAACGGCUGACAACAUAAUAUUUUGUAUUCACUAAAAACUGAAUUCCUUCCGUACAAUUUAACAUUUAUAAAUGUUAAUAAUAAAAGCAAGGGUGGAUAGUGGCUAGCAGUGAAAUCCACCACGCGCUUUUCUUCCUAUUUAGGACACGUCAGCUAGAUGUACUUACAUCUCAGAGUUGAUGUUCAUUAUGGGACUUCAAUCCAGUACCGUUCACUUCAAACAUUAUUGCGUUAUCCACUUAUCCACUGAGUCCUGAUAGCCACGUGCUUGUGUCCAUCUUUGCUUGUGAAUUUAGGCUAUAUCGAGUCAGUAUACACAUAUGCCAAUAAGAGACUGAUCAAUUGCAGUCCUAAACAUUAAUGGAAAGAUUUCAAUAAACAAUACCAAGUGAAUGUUAUGAAUAGUUUAAUUAAAUUUAUAUUAAAUUUCAGGCUAUACAAUAUGAAACUAUGAAA
Schistosoma bovis is the source of this 1908-nucleotide messenger RNA. NCBI's taxonomy places the organism in Eukaryota, Metazoa, Platyhelminthes, Trematoda, Strigeidida, Schistosomatidae. The record is from the annotation of a GenBank genome assembly.